This is a messenger RNA of Knipowitschia caucasica, 360 nucleotides long. NCBI's taxonomy places the organism in Eukaryota, Metazoa, Chordata, Actinopteri, Gobiiformes, Gobiidae. The record is from the annotation of a GenBank genome assembly.
AUGGUAUCACAGGGACACAGUAACCUCCACACGCUCUGGCCCCCGCUCCCUCAGUCCCCCGCAGGAUCACUCAUGUAUCUGCAGCAGGCGUCAUGCCGUAACAAGCAGGUCACACCGCCGUGCUCGCUGCCCAUUACUGCCAACGUGGCGGCGAUAACGACUACCAUCCGGAGGUGGUCGGACGAGAGGACGAUCUCCCCCGCGGCCGGGUGCUCCUCCUGCGAAAGUGAAAAAGAAGAUAAAGGUGAGGGCGGCGAGGCGGGCACAGUCACUACCAAACCGCCAUGCAAGAGAAAAAAGUCUGCUAUUGUGUCGUGUGGGCGCCCGGCCAAGGUCGUCGGCAAAGUCAGCGUAUACUAA